Heteronotia binoei (common prickly gecko) is the source of this 672-nucleotide messenger RNA. It is a transcript of the gene S100Z, whose product is annotated as S100 calcium binding protein Z. Gene Ontology annotation, molecular function: calcium ion binding. Bases 201 to 500 code for a protein of 99 amino acids. The record is from RefSeq and is a predicted model, not a curated record. NCBI's taxonomy places the organism in Eukaryota, Metazoa, Chordata, Lepidosauria, Squamata, Gekkonidae. Gene Ontology annotation, cellular component: cytoplasm. The transcript is spliced from 4 exons.
UCAAGAUGUUUAUACCUGUUGGUUUGUAACAAGCUGUCACAAAGUGAAAGUCAGGCAUCGGGGCAUUUUAUCAUUGGUGAUUUCCCUCUAAAAACUCAAGGCAGAUUAGUUGAAUUGGGUGGAACCCUCUGGAUAAAGUUGAAUACAGUCUGUACGUGGAGAAAAUACUUGGACUUUCGAUCUACUUCAGCUGGAACAGUAUGCCGACACAGCUGGAGAAUGCGAUGGAUACCUUAAUCAAGAUCUUUCACCACUAUUCAGCAAAGGAAGGGGAUAAAUAUAAACUCAAUAAAGGAGAACUCAAACAGCUCCUCACCAGUGAACUCACUGACUUCCUUUCGUGUCAAAAGGAUCCCCAGCUGGUUGACAAGAUUAUGAAGGAUCUUGAUAGCAAUAAAGAUAAUGAGGUGGAUUUUAAUGAAUUUGUGGUUCUGGUUGCUGCAUUAACUGUUGCAUGCAAUGAUUUCUUUGAGGAGCAACUGAGGAAAAAGGGCGACUAGAAAUGGUUGCAAAGAACCUUUUGGACAGGAUGGGAGAAAGUAGCUUCAGCUGAAACAAGAUUUCACCUUUUGGGUUUUCCCCAGUACUGAUGCAUGGACUUCCCUACUUCUUCCACCGAAACAAGCUUUCCUACCAAUGUUAUUUCAUCAGAUUCUGUUUGUUAUUAAUACU